GGCUCACCGGCCCCGAUGAGGCGGAAGGAGAAGCGGCUCCUGCAGGCGGUGGCGCUGGUGCUGGCGGCCCUGGUCCUUCUGCCCAACGUGGGGCUCUGGGCGCUGUACCGCGAGCGGCAGCCCGACGGCACCCCCGGGGGCUCGGGGGCGGCGGUGGUCCCGGCGGCCGGACUGGGCUCACACAAUCAGCAGAAGAAGAUACUUUUCGUGGGAGAUGGGCAGAAGCUGAAGGAUUGGCAUGACAAAGAAGCCAUCAGGAGGGACGCCCAGCGCGUAGGAAAUGGAGAACAAGGCAGACCUUACCCCAUGACCGACGCUGAGAGAGUGGAUCAGGCGUACCGAGAAAAUGGAUUUAACAUUUACGUCAGUGAUAAAAUCUCCCUGAAUCGCUCACUCCCUGAUAUCCGGCACCCAAACUGCAACAGUAAACGCUACCUGGAGACGCUCCCCAACACCAGCAUCAUCAUCCCCUUCCACAACGAGGGCUGGUCCUCUCUCCUCCGCACUGUCCACAGCGUGCUGAACCGCUCACCCUCGGAGCUGAUCGCCGAAAUUGUGCUGGUUGAUGACUUCAGUGAUCGAGAGCACCUGAAGAAGCCACUUGAAGACUACAUGGCCCUUUUCCCCAGUGUGAGGAUUCUUCGAACCAAGAAACGGGAAGGGCUGAUAAGAACCCGGAUGCUGGGGGCCUCAGCGGCAACUGGGGAUGUCAUCACAUUCUUAGACUCACACUGUGAAGCUAAUGUUAACUGGCUUCCCCCCUUGCUUGACCGUAUCGCUCGGAACCGCAAGACCAUCGUGUGCCCAAUGAUUGAUGUGAUUGACCACGAUGACUUCCGGUACGAAACACAAGCGGGGGAUGCCAUGCGGGGCGCCUUUGACUGGGAGAUGUACUAUAAGCGGAUCCCAAUUCCUCCAGAACUGCAGAAAGCUGACCCCAGUGAUCCGUUUGAGUCUCCCGUGAUGGCCGGUGGACUGUUCGCUGUGGAUCGGAAAUGGUUCUGGGAGCUGGGCGGGUACGACCCAGGCCUGGAGAUCUGGGGAGGGGAGCAGUAUGAAAUCUCAUUCAAGGUGUGGAUGUGCGGGGGCCGCAUGGAGGACAUUCCCUGCUCCAGGGUGGGCCAUAUCUACAGGAAGUAUGUACCCUACAAGGUCCCCGCUGGAGUCAGCCUGGCUCGGAACCUGAAGCGAGUGGCCGAGGUGUGGAUGGACGAGUACGCGGAGCACAUUUACCAGCGCCGGCCGGAGUACCGCCACCUGUCCGCCGGGGACGUCGCGGCCCAGAAGAAGCUGCGCAGCGCUCUUAACUGCAAGAGCUUCAAGUGGUUCAUGACCAAGAUCGCCUGGGACCUGCCCAAAUUCUACCCGCCCGUGGAGCCCCCGGCCGCAGCUUGGGGGGAGAUCCACAAUGUGGGCACAGGAUUGUGUGUCGACACGAAGCACGGGGCCCUGGGCUCCCCGCUGAGACUGGAGAGCUGCGUCCGGGGCCGCGGGGAGGCUGCCUGGAACAAUAUGCAGGUGUUCACCUUCACGUGGAGGGAGGACAUCCGGCCCGGAGACCCCCAGCACACCAAGAAGUUCUGCUUUGAUGCCAUCUCCAACACCAGCCCAGUCACCCUGUAUGACUGCCACAGCAUGAAGGGCAACCAGCUAUGGAAGUACCGCAAAGACAAGACCCUGUACCACCCAGUCAGUGGCAGUUGCAUGGACUGCAGUGAAAGUGACCACCGGAUCUUCAUGAACACCUGUAACCCCUCUUCUCUCACUCAGCAGUGGCUAUUUGAACACACCAACUCGACAGUCUUGGAAAAAUUCAAUAGGAACUGAGCCCUCGCGCCUCCUCAGCAGGCCUAGUAGAGUCCUCCCUGGCACCGCCGCAGCCUUCCUCUCCUGAGGCGGGCAGGGCUUCCAUGGGCACCCUGAUGUGAAAGGUGCUGGCCGACCGGUCCCAGGCAAGAAGGGUUCUUAAAGCCAGAGCAAGGUGUCCGCCUGGUCCUUGAAGCCCAGUGGUGGAUGUGGGGCGGGGAGCAGACCCCACAAGAGGCCCCACAGAGGGCAAUGCCUGCUCUGACCCCCAAUGGUGUCAUGGAAAUCCAGGAGGGCCUUUUCAACUGUCACCAUGUUCCCUUGAGCAUUAUGUGGGAGGAAUGCAGGGCAGCCGUAGGCCACCCAAAAAUGGGUCCUACAAGGUUGCCUAGCCUUCAGAUGGCUCAUAUGUGAUGGUCCUUCAGAAAAAAAGAGGCAACUUUUGCCUGUGUGGGCAGCUUUGCAGCCCAGUGCCCUCCAUCCACGGCAGAAGGGAGGGGAGGGCGUCUUUCUCGGGGCCACUGGUGUCAGCCAUUUAGUAUCUGCCAGUCGUGGGCUAACUGCAGUUACUGCCCAGCUUCUGUCCUCUGUCACAGCCCUAGGUGAUGCAAUUGAAGGUCACACCUGGCUCCUCGCAGUGUUCAGUACUGAGCACUGGCCCACUGCCAGGGCUGGGGUCAGAAGUGGGACCCCCAGACAUUCCUCCGCCACCAUGGACACGUGGGAUCUCUCCUUGUUCUCUGGGCCCUUGAAAUGCCCACUUAUUGCUCUGCAGGCACAGGACAGCUCAGCCACCAGCUAUUCAGAGCUGAGUUCAGAUGGCCUCAGGCCCGUGGAAGAUGCCCUGGGAGAAGACCUCUAAACCAGAUACGCUGGCUGAAUUUCCCUGCUCAGUGCUUCCGUUUUCCUCUUUCUGUCUUGGGCAGUUUACCUGCCUUGAGAGGAGCAGACGGGUGAUGUGCUCACCUCACAAAAGUCUGGAGGCCUCCAGGGUGGACUGUGGGCAAGAUGCCCAGCCUCUGACCUCAUCGUGGCUCUAGUUCUCAUAGGGAACUUUAGAAUUUUCCAAGAACUCUAUCAUUGGAUCACAACCUAGAAUGCUACAUAGAAUUCUGGUAUUCUAGCAUCUAGCAUAGAUUUCUGGAAUGCUGUGAUUUAAAAGAGCCAGCCAAGUAUAGGCAGCCCCCAGCCUAGAGACAACCUCUGAAAUCCAAGGUUGGUUGGGGAGGGGUGGGGGGUGACCUGUGUCCAUCAGCUCAUACCGGAGACCUUGGUGUAACACGAUCCUCAGCGCAGACCUGAAGCCCUGCAACCUUCCACCACGCCCCCAGCUGCGGUGGAGUAAAGUACCCAGUGGCCCAAGAGCACAUGUACACCUAGCUCCGUGCCAGUCCCUCGUGUUUACCUUUUGCUUUGUUAAUUAUGUGUCAGACUCCCAGAGGGCUCCCAAACUAAUAGGAAUCAUUUCUGUAACCAGCCUGCCACCCACUGAUUCAGAAAUGGAAAUCAUAUUCUACAACCUAUGGCUUCCACCAGCUAGUCCAAGAAAUACUUGAAAUCAGUAUUCCAAUUAGAGUUGGAUCUCUGGAUUGUGUCAUUUACCAAUUAAGUGAGACAUCAAUCUGGGAACAGAGCCACGAAUCUGCCUUUGAGGUGCUGGCUGAGCUCAAGGCCAUCAUUUAUCUGGGGGGAGGGAAAUAAACACUCCCAACCACCACCACCCCGAUUAAGCAUAAAGCUGGCAAAGCAUCACUCCUCCACUCUGCCCCCGCACAAGCCCUGCCCUGGCCACCUGGCCACAGGAGGGGUGGCCCCUGUGCUUGCAAAAGCUUGCUCAUUGAUCCCUCGUGUCUUUUCCAAGUGAGUGCUAGAUCUUUAGAAGUGGCCCUCCAUAGGAAGGAGGCCGAAGAUGAGGCCCCUUCCAGGAGCUAGGAGAACAAGAGUGUUGAAGUUUGGAGAGGAGAAUUCGGGUUCAUCAUCAGAAAGCAAUGCAGCAUCAUUAAAAUAAAAACUGUGCCUUUUAAAAAGAAAAAAAUGCAAAUGUACAGCAAAUCCCUAAACUUGAAUACUUUCCUAGUGCCUUGCUAGACAAACCUACAGGGGCAGGGUUGGGGGUGGGGGGGACAUUUGUGGUGGUAUGUGCAGUUUCUGUUGGAUGAGUGUUUCUGAACUUCUCAUUUCAAGCAGGAGACGUUGGGCCUAGAGCAGGAUCUGAGACAGAGAAGCCCCUCAAGGGCCUGAUGCCAGAGUUCCAGUCCGUGCAAGUAACACCCCAGAUGAAAAGGGCAGCUGGACAACUCGUUUAGGUCUGUGGCCUGGUAGGGCCCCAGCAGCCCCGGGGAGAGGGCCUGUUUGGAGGCCAUGCCUAUAGCCCCCCAUCCCAGCCUCCAGACAGAGUGCAGAGCACAGGCUAGAUUCCCAGAUGGUGCACUCCAGGUGGGUGACCGUGUCCUCGGCAAGACCAGGACUCGUGGGCGAAACAGGAGCAGCAGCAAGCAGGCCUCUGCCUACCUCUUUCCCAUCUGUUGGUUCCCCUUUUGAGUCUGGUUUGGCACCCUCGAUGAAGGAGGGAUGCUGACCCUGAGCCGGUCUUGCCAAGCCCAAAUCCGGAGGUGCUGGGACUUGAGUGUGUGACAGGGGAAGGAAAGAGGAGUUCACUGCUUAGCCGACCAACUGAUGACAGAUACUGACCACUCGUUUGAGCCUCACUUUUGAAAACCACCUGUCUCAAAGAUUCAGGUUCCUGCUCACACUGCCAGCUGAUGCUCAGUCAAGCAGCCAGGAGGCUGUGGAGAUGCUGUCAUCUGGGUACCGAGUGAGAAUGUGGGCCCCUUUUCUCUUUAUUCUGAGCAUGAGGUCACAAAACAGGGUGUGGCUAGGAGGUAGAUGACCUUGUGGCCCACCAGCAGCCUUUCCAGAGGGGGCCUCCAGGGGCAUUUUGGAAUACAGAGAGCAUCUUUGCUGUAAAUACAAGGCCCUUGGAGGCGGUAAAUGUGCAGGCACACGUGUGAAAAGCCAUUGUACCGUGUGCCUCCAGCCAGAGCUUUCCACUUUGACAAUGGCCCAGGAGCCCUCCCUUCUCCCUUGAGGAAGAACUGGUUCAGAGGCAGAAGGGGACACUUCCACAAGGAGAGUGACAUUAGAUCUAGGGGAGAAAGAGCAGUCCUUGUUGCAGAUGUAGCAUAUAGAUCCCCAAAGUCCACAGUCUAGUCACUUUACAAACCUACCUGUUGAAUUUCUUUUUUUCUCCUUAAGAAAGAGACGAUCCUUGAAAAUGACUCCGUAUUUCUUCCUGCACAUCUUCGUUUUUCUGUCUCUGGAGUCCCGACAGAGUGGCAAAGCACUUUACAGUGGUAACUGAGAAAUCUGGAUUCCUUGCUUCAGCGACCCUUAGUUUGUACAGAUCGGGUGAUGUUUUAUAAUUCCCGGGGAGGCAGUGCAUUUUUAAUGUUUUCUGAAGAUUUUUAGGAGAGGGGCAAGGAGUGCAGUCCUGUUCUGGAAUUCUUUUCUACUUUCUCUUUGUGAAAAUCCAAGUAAUAUUUCAGUUCAAACUUGAUCCUGAGCCCAGGCCCACAGCCACCUCUGGGAUGGGAGCUGGAUCUACAUCCCAAGUGACAAGGUCCUCGCAACAACAUCUGCUUCCCAGAAGGCUGUGAUUCUGCUAUGUCAGAUAACAGGGUCGGGCUCCUGCUCUGUUUUUGGCUUGAAGACUGGGAUCCCAAAGGGACUACAGGCAGGGAAUAUUGAGAUGGCAGCCUGGGUAUUCCAUCUUGAGAUGCUCAAGACCACCAACCUCUCUUCUCCUGCCUGGAAAAGUAAGCCUUUGUGAAGAACUGACUUACUGUGUACAGUUGUGAUUGUGACUGUUGUUAAAUAAACCUCCAGACUUUGUCUAA
Molecule: messenger RNA, 5702 nt
Organism: Canis lupus familiaris (dog)
Lineage: Eukaryota; Metazoa; Chordata; Mammalia; Carnivora; Canidae
Gene: GALNT10
Product: polypeptide N-acetylgalactosaminyltransferase 10
Exons: 12
Coding region: 16-1827 (603 amino acids)
Cellular component (GO): Golgi apparatus
Source: RefSeq, a predicted model, not a curated record